Parastagonospora nodorum SN15 is the source of this 210-nucleotide messenger RNA. RefSeq lists its product as hypothetical. NCBI's taxonomy places the organism in Eukaryota, Fungi, Ascomycota, Dothideomycetes, Pleosporales, Phaeosphaeriaceae. The transcript has 2 exons. The record is from RefSeq and is a predicted model, not a curated record. The coding region runs from base 1 to 210 and encodes 69 amino acids.
AUGACGAGAUUCAUGAAGCUCUGCAGCACUUCACCGCCCUCCGACCGAGUAAAUGUCCGUCAGCGGACCCUGAUCGUCUUCAUCCCGCGCGCGGAGUGCGGGGAGCAGUACCGAGAGCCAGUUGGGGCACGCAGCCCAGUGUUGCCAUGCCACGGAUCGCGAAGCUUCGAAUUGGUCGUCGGGGCCCACCGCAGUCGGAAACUGCGCUAG